This is a messenger RNA of Thermothelomyces thermophilus ATCC 42464, 913 nucleotides long. RefSeq lists its product as uncharacterized. The record is from RefSeq and is a predicted model, not a curated record. Gene Ontology annotation, biological process: pantothenate biosynthetic process. The coding region runs from base 97 to 768 and encodes 223 amino acids. Gene Ontology annotation, molecular function: 3-methyl-2-oxobutanoate hydroxymethyltransferase activity; magnesium ion binding. Gene Ontology annotation, cellular component: mitochondrion. The transcript has a single exon. Lineage: Eukaryota; Fungi; Ascomycota; Sordariomycetes; Sordariales; Chaetomiaceae.
CAUGGAAGAUACCAGUGAAGUGAUGGUUGAAGAAAUGCUACUGCACUGCCGGUCCGUUGCACGUGCGACUAAGGCUGCUUUCACCGUACGUUCCAUAUGAUGCCCAAAUCUGCUCUCUCUUUUCCUUCUUCAGCUGCCAACACUGUGCUCCUUCAGAUCGGCGACCUUCCAAUGGGUUCUUAUGAGAUCGCCCCAGCUCAAGCACUCGAGACAGCCAUCCGCUUCAAAAAGGAGGGCCGCAUGCAGGGGGUGAAAUUAGAGGGUGGCAAAGAAAUGGUACCCACGAUCGAGAAGAUCGUGGGCGUCGGCAUACCCGUUCUGGGCCAUGUCGGCUUGACACCCCAACGGCGGGAUAUCCUCGGCGGUUUCCGCGUCCAGGGCAAAACAGCGGCCUCCGCAGCCAAAAUUCUCGACGAUGCCCUCGCGCUUCAGGCAGCUGGCUGCUUUGCGAUCGUCGUCGAAGCCGUUCCAGCCGAAGUUGCCUCCUUCAUCACGCAAAAGCUGUCCAUUCCGACCAUCGGGAUUGGCGCCGGAAAUGGCUGCUCCGGUCAAGUGCUGGUUCAGGUCGACAUGACGGGCAACUUCCCGCCUGGCAGGCGCAUCCCCAAAUUUGUCAAGCAGUACGGUAACGUCUGGUCAGAGAGCUUCCGGGCUAUCGAGACGUAUCGGGAUGAGGUCAGAAGCCGGCAGUACCCCGCUCCGGAGCACACGUAUGAGAUGCCCCGGCAGGAAUUUGAACGGUUCGUUGAGACCGCCAAGGACGUGUGAGCACAUGUCCCGUGUCUGCAUUUUCGGGCGCUGGGGUUAAGCGUUGUAAAAUCUGAGCAUGUUGGCGUCGGCGGUAUUCUGAUAUAAAGCAUGACAACGGACCACAUCCGUUGGUAGCGAGCUCUGUAGCGGAUUGCAUUUAGCG